Molecule: messenger RNA, 3639 nt
Organism: Myripristis murdjan (pinecone soldierfish)
Lineage: Eukaryota; Metazoa; Chordata; Actinopteri; Holocentriformes; Holocentridae
Gene: cnot3a
Product: CCR4-NOT transcription complex, subunit 3a
Exons: 18
Coding region: 196-2922 (908 amino acids)
Biological process (GO): regulation of DNA-templated transcription
Cellular component (GO): CCR4-NOT core complex; nucleus
Source: RefSeq, a predicted model, not a curated record
AACUUGGAGGUGGGAUUUAGCUACCGUCCAUCUUUAGCUAGAAUACAGCGAGAUUGUCGAAAAGAAAACAAAAUUUGGAAGUAAAGAAGACUUUCUGGAGUUAGUUUUGGCUGUAAUUGAAAAAAGACAAACGAAAGCCCAGACCCUAGCUAACAUCGUGACAGACGGAAUGUGGACAGUGUCGUAGUCAAAGCCAUGGCUGACAAGAGAAAACUUCAAGGUGAGAUCGACAGAUGUUUGAAAAAAGUAGCCGAAGGUGUAGAACAAUUUGAAGAUAUUUGGCAAAAGCUUCACAAUGCAGCCAAUGCAAACCAGAAGGAAAAAUAUGAGGCGGACCUCAAAAAAGAGAUUAAAAAACUACAACGACUGAGAGAUCAGAUAAAGACAUGGGUGGCCUCAAACGAGAUCAAAGACAAAAGGCAGCUAGUGGAGAACCGCAAACUUAUAGAGACGCAAAUGGAGCGGUUUAAGGUGGUGGAGCGAGAAACAAAAACAAAAGCCUACUCUAAAGAAGGCCUAGGGCUGGCCCAGAAAGUGGAUCCAGCUCAGAGGGAAAAGGAGGAAACGGGACAGUGGCUAACAAAUACGAUAGACACUCUAAAUAUGCAGGUGGACCAGUUUGAAAGUGAGGUGGAGUCUCUCUCAGUUCAGACAAGAAAGAAGAAGGGUGAUAAAGAGAAGCAAGACCGUAUCGAUGAACUCAAACGUUUGAUAGAGAGGCAUAGAUUCCACAUUCGCAUGUUGGAGACCAUUUUGCGAAUGCUGGACAAUGACUCUGUGCAAGUGGAUUCCAUCCAGAAGAUCAAGGAUGACGUGGAGUAUUACAUUGACUCCUCCCAAGAUCCGGACUUUGAGGAGAAUGAGUUUCUGUAUGAUGACUUAGAUCUGGAAGACAUCCCUGCAGCACUAGUUGCAACUUCGCCGUCAGGUCAAGGCAACAUGGAAGAUGAGAUGUUUCUCCAAUCCAGCAGCACUCCCACUUCCACCACCUCUUCUUCACCCAUCCCUCCAUCCCCAGCCACUUGCACUGCUGAGAACUCAGAGGACGAUAAGAAAAGGGGACGGUCGACAGACAGUGAAGUUAGUCAGUCACCUGUGAAGAACGGCACCCCAUCAUUGUUAUCCUCCUUCUCUUCCUCGACCACCUCCGGCUCAUCCUCGUCCUCCUCACUCGUGUCCAUGGCAAGUGUUGUCGGCGGCAUUCCCGCAGUUCCAACGAGCAACAGCCUCAUAGGAAGUUUCAGCAGCGCGGUGCAGCAACAUCAACAUCAGCCUCCACAGCAGCAGCAACAAUCCCAGCCACCAAACCAAACACAGCAGCAGCAGAUACCACAAACAAAACCCUCUGUCCCCUCAAACAACACCCCCAGCCCCCCCAGCCAUCCCCUCCUGCCAGCCUCCACUGCCCCCUCCCUCCCCACCUCCAGCACACCCAGUUCGGUGGCUCCCAUCUCCCAACCCCAGGCCUCUUCUGGGCCCACCCCAGCCUCCAGUUUGGGACUCGGGUUGGGACUGGGUUUGAGCAAAGGUGGCAUGACGGGGACCAGCAGUGCCAACCAAAUGCCUGGUUUAGGCCUGAGUGGCAUGCCCACCCCUUUAAACACUAUGGCAGGGCUCAUUUCGGGGUCCACUCCUGCCCCUUACGCUCAGGCAGCAGCAUCAGGAGGGUUGGGUUUGAGCAGCACCGCCCAAUCAAGUGUUUCGGUGGAGAGCAGCACCUCCAUCCCCACCUCUGGCUCCAGUGGAGUCACCACCAAUGGGGCUGGGACGGGGCUUGGUUUGCUAGGCUCCAGCCCGGCCCACAGCUCUCUAAGUGGGAGUAUCCUGGGUCUGGUCCCUGGGCAAAGUGUAGCCCCUGGUGCCUCUCAGGUGCCCCCCAGCCCAGUCAGCGCUGCCCCUGGAGGGGUAGUAGGCAUGAUGGGAGGCAAUGGAGGGAAUGUCGGAGUGGUUGGAGGAGUGGGGGUGAAUGCAGCUCCUGCCAGACCACCGAGUGGACUGAAGCAAAAUGGAAGCACAAGUUACAGUGCCGUAGUGGCAGAGAGUUCGACAGAGUCAGUCCUAAGCACACCUAGCCAAUCACAAAGCAGCCAGCCCUCGUCUCUCACUUCCUCAGCCAGUCAGCCGAUGGACAACGGCCCCAGCUUGAUCAGUUCCAUCACCCUGCCUCCCAGCUCUCCGUCCCCCUCGUUCUCAGACAGCACACCUGGAGGAGGGAGUCUCCUCAAUGGGCCCCACUCCUACACACAGGCCUCGGAGGCCCUCAAGGCUCCCGAGCCUCUUAGUUCUCUGAAGGCGAUGGCUGAGAGGGCGGCACUGGGAUCUGGCCUGGAUGGAGAGAUUCCCAACCUGCACCUAACAGACAGAGAUAUUUUCUCUGGUUCAUCUGCUGCUCCUGGCACCCCUGCAGCCCCCCAGCCGUCCCUGUCGGAAGUCAGCAUACCCCCCUCGCUCGGGGUGUGCCCGCUGGGUCCCACACCUCUCCCCAAAGACCAGCUGUACCAGCAGGCCAUGCAGGAGUCAGCAUGGACACACAUGCCACACCCCUCUGACUCUGAGAGGAUCAGGCAAUACCUGAUGAGGAAUCCAUGCCCCACCUUGCCCUUCCAUCACCAGAUGCCACCUCACCACUCUGACUCCAUAGAGUUUUACCAGAGACUGUCAACAGAAACUCUCUUUUUCAUCUUCUACUACCUAGAGGGCACCAAGGCUCAGUAUCUGUCUGCCAAGGCUCUGAAGAAACAAUCGUGGAGGUUUCACACCAAGUACAUGAUGUGGUUCCAGAGGCACGAGGAACCCAAGACUAUCACUGAUGAAUUUGAACAGGGCACUUACAUUUACUUUGACUAUGAGAAAUGGGGCCAGAGAAAAAAGGAAGGGUUCACCUUUGAGUAUAGGUACCUUGAAGACCGAGACCUGCAGUGACGGACAGACGGGACGCGGAAGGACAGAGAGAGAGAGAGAGAGAAAAUGUGCUGCUGUUGACAUUCCGAGACUGAACUCCAUACUGUGGAUAGAGAUUGUGAUGUGUAGUAGAAGCCCUCUCCUAUAAUGGAGACUGGUGUCUGUAUAGGCUGCAUCUCACAUGAAGCCCUGCUCCUUGUGUAGCGCAUAACUUUUGACACAAAUACCCCAUGGGCCUGAUCAAAAGCGGUGCACUGCACGGGGUGAGAGGGUAUCAUUAGAGAUCUGCAUUUGUGCCUGUCUGUGUGCACACUCAGUAUGUGGCAUUAGGAAAGCCUACCCCAUGCAUGUUUCUCAUGUUUUGUUUUAUUUUUCCGUUUCAACAAGAUUCUCUGUACCACCUACCCAACAUGAGCCUGGAAGCCUUUGACUUGACACAAAACAAACAUUGGAUUUGAUUGUUAAGUAAAUUGCCCAUCUUGUAUUUACUGUAAUUUGGUGGUUUAGAAGUGGGGGAAGUACAGUGGACAUUUAGUCAUGGUGUGUAGGAAUGGCUUCUUUUAACACCCUAUGAUGCCUGUUGAAUAUGGUCACUAUUAGAGAUAGUGAGCGAUUAUCAAUAGUUUUAUUGAUAUUGUCUUGGUCGAUUAAACACUGAUUGAGAAUGACCACAGGGCCUCUCCCUGUGACAGGGAAAGAGUCCUUAUUGGACAUGGAUUAAAUUGCUAUGCAAUUGAA